AUGGACGGCACACAAGACAUCCCCAAUCUCGACCAAAUCUCCGAGCAACAAGCGGAUCCUACCCUGCAGAAGGCUUCUGGUAGCACCGAUGCAAAGCCCAAAGUCAGGACCGAGUCCAAGUCUGGUGCUCAGAGACCGCCGUUGAACAGAUUCACCACCAGCCACGAGAACGUACUCCAUGAGAACUUCAUUGGUGCAAUUGACCAAGGAACCACUUCGUCGAGAUUCAUAAUCUUCGACGGAGUGGGUGAGCCCGUAGCAAUGCAUCAGAUCGAGUUCGAGCAGAAGUAUCCCGAGUCUGGUUGGCACGAACACGACCCCUGGGAACUCGUCUCCUCGGUAGAGACUUGUAUCGAGGAGGCUACCAAGAAGUUCCUCGAGAAGGGCCACAAGGUCUCGGACAUCAAGGCAAUCGGUCUAACCAACCAGAGAGAAACGACUCUGGUCUGGGAUGCCGAGACCGGAGAGCCUCUGCACAAUGCCAUUGCCUGGCCCGACACCAGAACAAAGGGUCUUGUUCGCGAGUUCAAAGAACGCAAAGGCGACCAGAACUUGUCUGCCAUCUGUGGUAUUCCUCUGUCGACAUAUCCCUCUUGUCUCAAACUCGUUUGGAUGCUGCGCCAUGUACCAGAAGUGCAAAAAGCCUACGACGAGGGUCGCCUGUGUUUCGGUACCGUCGACUCUUGGUUGAUCUAUAACCUCAACGGAGGAAAGGAGAAAAAUGUGUUCGUCACGGACUCUACAAACGCUUCAAGAACUAUGUUCAUGAACCUUCACACCUGUCAAUACGAUGACGAGCUCCUCAGCUUCUUUGACCUCGACCGUACCAAGCUCAGGCUACCCAAGAUUGUUCCCUCGUCUUGCGCCGAUGCCUACGGUACCCUGUCUAAGGGUAUUCUCAAGGGCUUGAAGAUUGCCGGAUGUCUCGGUGAUCAGUCUUCGGCACUGGUCGGUCAACAAGGCUUCACUCCUGGUUCCGCCAAGAAUACAUAUGGUACCGGUUGUUUCCUCCUCUACAACGUUGGCGAGAAGCCCACCAUUUCUACCCACGGUCUCCUUGCCACAGUCGCCUACGACUUCGGUCGCAACAGAAAACCAGUCUACGCGCUCGAGGGGUCCGUCGCUGUCGCUGGCUCUGGUGUAAAAUUCUUGAUGAACAACAUGGGUUUCAUUGCACAUGCCGAGAAGGUUUCGGAACUCGCUUCUACCGUCGACGACAAUGGAGGUCUCGUUUUCGUCACUGCCUUCUCUGGUCUUUUUGCGCCAUACUGGAUCGAUGAUGCAAAGGGCACUAUCUUUGGUAUCACUCAGCACACCCAGAGGGGCCACAUUGCACGUGCCACUCUUGAAGCCACCUGCUUCCAGACCAAGGCUAUCCUCGACGCCAUGGAGAAGGACAGUGGACAUGCCUUGUCAGACUUGGCUGUCGAUGGUGGUAUGAGUAACUCGAACAUUUGCAUGCAGGUAUGUCAAGAAGAUGACCAUACACAAUCAAACAUUAUCGGCAUCCCCGUCAAUCGUCCCGCCAUGCGCGAAACAACCGCUCUGGGCGCCGCCAUCGCCGCCGGUUUCGCGGUCGAUAUCUGGAAAGAGUUCAGCGAGCUCAAGGCUAUCAACCAAAAGAAUCGCAUGGUCUUCGAGCCCGAGGUCACUCCUGAAGAGAGCCAAAAGAUGUUCAAGAAGUGGGAUCGUGCUGUCAGCAUGUGUCGUGGCUGGCUCGACGUGGACGAGGUCACUGAGCGCUAA
This is a messenger RNA of Aureobasidium subglaciale EXF-2481, 1746 nucleotides long. RefSeq lists its product as uncharacterized. The record is from RefSeq and is a predicted model, not a curated record. Gene Ontology annotation, cellular component: mitochondrion. Gene Ontology annotation, molecular function: glycerol kinase activity. Gene Ontology annotation, biological process: glycerol metabolic process; triglyceride metabolic process; glycerol-3-phosphate biosynthetic process. NCBI's taxonomy places the organism in Eukaryota, Fungi, Ascomycota, Dothideomycetes, Dothideales, Saccotheciaceae. The coding region runs from base 1 to 1746 and encodes 581 amino acids. The transcript is spliced from 4 exons.